This is a messenger RNA of Enhydra lutris kenyoni (northern sea otter), 3618 nucleotides long. Its product is annotated as Jrk helix-turn-helix protein. Gene Ontology annotation, cellular component: nucleus. The record is from RefSeq and is a predicted model, not a curated record. The coding region runs from base 374 to 1999 and encodes 541 amino acids. NCBI's taxonomy places the organism in Eukaryota, Metazoa, Chordata, Mammalia, Carnivora, Mustelidae. The transcript has a single exon. Gene Ontology annotation, molecular function: DNA binding.
CCUCGAGUCAUCGGAACCGCGCUCCUGGGACCCCUGUACUCUCUAAGCUCCACAUUUGAAGGUGGGAGCGGUCACCGUCCCCCUCAGAGAAGACCAGAGGUUCCAACUGUGUGGACACAUCCGGGGCAGUGUGACACUAGUCGUCUCUCCUGCAGAGGGGCCGGGAGGUGGCCACAUCGCUAGCACUGGAGGGCGGACCACAGGAGGAACUGGGGCUCAUGGUGGCCUGGGGUCCGUGGAACAGGACUGGCAGGUGAGGAAGCGGAGGAAGUGGGAGGGGAGGCAAGGAGUCUGCCGGGACUCCCCGUCUCUCCCCCGCCGCCAGGCGUGUCCUCCCUCUUCCCCAGCUCCCGGGGUCGAGCCACCGCCCACCAUGGCCUCCAAGCAGGCUGCGGGGCGGAGCCCAGGGGAGAAGCGCAAGAGGGUGGUGCUGACCCUGAAGGAGAAGAUCGACAUCUGCGCGCGCCUGGAGAAGGGGGAGAGCAGGAAGGUGCUGAUGCAGGAGUACAACGUGGGCAUGUCCACCCUGUAUGACAUCAGGGCCCACAAGGCGCGGCUGCUGCACUUCUUCGCCAGCUCAGCGUCUGGAGCGGCGGCUGAGCGGCGGCGGACCCUGCACACGCCCAAGCUCGAGCACCUGGACCGCGCCCUGUACCAGUGGUUCCUGGGCAAGCGGGCUGAGGGCGUGCCCGUGUCGGGCCCCAUGCUCAUCGAGAAGGCCAAGGACUUCUACGAGCAGAUGCAGCUGACGGAGCCCUGCGUGUUUUCGGGCGGGUGGCUCUGGCGUUUCAAGGCCCGGCACGGCAUCAAGAAGCUAGACACGUCCGGUGAGAAGCAGGCGGCCGACCGCCGAGCCGCCGAGCAGUUCUGCGGCUUCUUCCGGAGCCUGACGGCCGAGCACGGCCUGUCCCCCGAGCAGGUGUACAACGCCGACGAGACUGGCCUUUUCUGGCGGUGCCUGCCCAGUCCCAGCCUGGAAGGUGGGGCGGUGCCCGGCGUCAGGCAGAGCAAGGACAGGCUGACCGUCCUCAUGUGUGCCAAUGCCACCGGCUCCCACAAGAUCAAGCCCCUGGUGGUCGGCAAGGGUGGUGGUCCCCGGGCUUUCGGGGGCAUCCAGCAGCUGCCCGUCGCCUACAAGGCCCAAGGGAAUGCAUGGGUGGACAAGGAGAUUUUUUCCGACUGGUUCCAUCACAUCUUCGUCCCAUCAGUGAAGGAGCACUUCCGGGCGGCCGGUCUGCCCGAGGAUGGCAAAGCCGUUCUGCUGCUGGACAACGCCCGCGCCCGCCCACGGGAGGCCGAGUUGGCCUCCGGCAACAUCUUCACCGUCUUCCUGCCCGCCAGCGUCACGUCGCUGCUGCAGCCCAUGGACCAGGGCAUCCGGAGGGACUUCAUGAGACACUUCGUUAACCCCCCCGUCCCGCUGCAGGCCUGCCACCCCCGCUACGGCAUGAAUGACGCCGUCUUCAACGUGGCCUGCGCCUGGAGCGCCGUGCCCGGCGACGUCUUCAGCCGGGCCUGGAGGAAGCUGUGGCCGGCGGCCAUGUUCGCCGAGGGCUCGUCCUCUGAGGAGGAGCCGGAGCACCUCCGAGUGAAGCCUCACGGUCAGACUUUCACGCACAUUCUGGAGCUGGGGACGGACGCCCCGGCCCGCCCUGGCAGCCGGCUUCCCCAGGCCGCGGCAGCCGAGCGGGACAGGCCGGGACACGCGGUCGGAGAAGGCCCGGCCCUGGGCGCAGGGAGCCUGGAGCUCGCCAAGAAGGACGGCGACGAGGCGGCCUGGGAGCAGGCAGCCUCGUCCUUCGACGCCGUGGUCCGCUUCGCCGAGGGGCAGCCCUGCUUCACGGCACAGGAGGUGGGGCAGCUGCGCGCGCUGCGCUCCGUGUUCGCCAGGCAGAGGCAGGUGAAGUGGCGGCGCGGCGCCCUCAGGGCCGUGGUCAAACUCGAGGCCCCUCAGGAGGCCUCCACUCUGCCCUGCUCCUCUGCAGCCACUGAGCACUGACGUCCGCGCGGCCCUCGCCUGCGGCUGGAGCGUGUCUAGGAGGUUGCGGCGGUCGGGGUGUGUGCAUCUGCUUCAUCGCGGGCUUGCCGUGUUUUCUGUCCUGGCCCGCGAGUGUGAGCGGCCACUCCGGCUGGGUCGCCCACACCUGAAGCCGACCCCGCGUCCCAUGAAUGGAAGCGGGGGCCCAGCCGGGCAGAGUCUGGGCUCGUGUUCGCCGGCUGAGCCCUGCUGUGUGCGUGGGUGGAGCUGUCUGUCUGUCCAGGACGAGGAAAGCCAGCCCUCGGGUCAGCUGAUGGCAGGACCUGCUGCCCCUUGCCUGGGGCUGGCGUUGCCCUGGGCCCGCCCUGUCCUCCUUUCGGGGCUGGGUCGCGCUGCUCGUGGCUUAUAGGUGGCAGUUGUCCCGUCAGCCAUGAACUCACUUAACCAUGCCAGCCUCUUCUUGGAAGUUCCUCAGUGUUGCCAGGAGUCCUCAGCCCUGGGGUCGGGACUCCAGGACGUGGGGGCCACACGCGGGGUUGGCAUGGCAGAGCCCCUUCCCCUAACACAAGCAGGACUGUCCUCCCCCUCCCCCCACCGACCAUCUGUUGCCCCAGGGGGCCCGUGGCACACCACGGGCGUGUCUAGCAUCCUGGUGCCAAGUCCACUCCGAGGUCCGAUCCCCGUCCGCGGGAGGUCACGCUCACUGCCUGCCUGUCCCCGAGUUUCGCCGAGGCAUUCAAAAAUGAGAUUUAGGCCUCCGCUCACCACCCGGCGUAGAAGGAGCUGAUUGGAUUUCCGGCCGCAUCUGAACCCCUGCGUUCGCUGUUCGCGCCUCUGUACCCCGGCAGGGAGGAGCCGGCUGCACGGCUUGGUUGUGGGAAGAUCGCGCCCGCCGUGGCCCCCCACCGGCUCCCCGUGGCCCGGCCUGGCCCAGAGCCAGGACUGCCCGCGGCCCGGGACGGCAGCGCACCCUCCUUGUGCGUGCACGUGGGGGCCGCGACUCUGUUUUCUCCACCGCUGCGUCCUCGGGUCGGCCUCGCUGCCCGGCCGCCUGCUGGUUCUCAUUCCCACGUCUGCUGGGGCGCCCACCAGCAGCGAGGGACGUGGUGUGGGGUUCGCAGGCCACUCGUGUGCUGCGUGCUUGUCUUCCCACGUGCAGGCGAGGCAGCUGCCUGUGGACGAGCGCACUUCCUGCUCUGCACGCGGGCGGAGACCGCGGCCGAGCCCGGCUUCUCGGAGCGCCCUCAUCUCCGGGCCAGGUGGCCUCAGGGCUGUGCCGCCUCCACGCCCUUUCCUUCCCGUGCGGGGAGUGACACCUCUGCAGCCCUGCUGUUCGCUGCCGUGGCAGACCACGUCGUCGAAGGACAGUUGCUUGUGGUGAGGUGUCGGGAGUCCCUGCAGCACCUGCCCUCGCCUCGGUGGCCGUGGUGGCAGCCCGGAAAGGUGGCCGGAUGCCGAGGAGCUCUCCCCCGCAGCCUGGCGUGCUUCUUGAACAGGACUUUGCCGGCGGGUGUAGCUGGAGGGGCAGGACAUGGGGGGCUCCUGGAUCCCCUGCGGAGGCUCUGUUCCAUCAGCUUGUGGAUCCGUGCCCCCAUCCUGGCUGUUUUGCGGUCACCCAAUAAACGCUUGUCACCGACGGC